Scleropages formosus (Asian bonytongue) is the source of this 3268-nucleotide messenger RNA. It is a transcript of the gene ppm1ka, whose product is annotated as protein phosphatase, Mg2+/Mn2+ dependent 1Ka. Gene Ontology annotation, molecular function: cation binding; protein serine/threonine phosphatase activity. Gene Ontology annotation, biological process: protein dephosphorylation. Lineage: Eukaryota; Metazoa; Chordata; Actinopteri; Osteoglossiformes; Osteoglossidae. The record is from RefSeq and is a predicted model, not a curated record. The transcript is spliced from 7 exons. The coding region runs from base 152 to 1264 and encodes 370 amino acids.
AGUGCGGAGAUACGCCAUAAACACACGAAGUGAUCGCUGUCAGGUAGCCGGAGACGACGAACAUCUCGGCGGACCGCUUCAGCAGCAUUGACGCCCUGAGGUCCAGUUAAGCCCGUUCUUCUCCUCAGUGAGUCUGUUCUGCGGCUGAGUGAUGUCCACUGCUGCUCUGCUGAGUGUCGUCAGGGUCGGCGGACUUCACCUGCGGCGACGGGCUCUGCUAAACGUCCACCCCCUAUGGGACAGCAGCUUGCUUCUCCUCUCUACCUCCCCGGCCCGGAUCAGCAAUUCCCGGUUUGACCCCGAUGGCAGUGGCCGCCCCACCACAUGGGACACUUUUGGUAUCUGGGACAACCGCAUCGAUGAGCCCAUCUUGCUGCCAUCCAGCAUCCGUUACGGCACUCCCAUCCCCAAGGUGAGCCUGUCCAACGUGGGCAGCGCCUCUCAGAUCGGUCAGCGGAAGGAGAAUGAGGACCGCUUCCGCAUCUGCCCGUUAACGGACAACAUCCUCUACUUUGCUGUGUUCGAUGGCCACGGGGGGCCCCAAGCAGCAGACUACUGCCACAAGCACAUGGAGAAGGGAAUCAGGGACACAGUAGCCGUGGAGCAAAAUUUAGAAUUGGUUUUGACAAAAGCUUUCCUUGAAAUUGACAAGGCUCUAGAAAGUCAUUUGAAUGUCUCCGGGAACGCCUCCCUGCUCAACGCCGGCACCACUGCCACCGUGGCCCUGCUGAGGGAUGGAAUUGAGUUGGUGGUGGGCAGCGUGGGGGACAGCCGCGCCCUGCUGUGCCGCAAGGGCAAAGCCAUCAAGCUGACGGAGGACCACACUCCCGAGAGGAAGGACGAAAAGGAGAGGAUCAAGAGGAGUGGAGGCUUUGUGACAUGGAACAGUGUGGGUCAGGCCAAUGUUAAUGGCAGGCUGGCCAUGACACGCAGCAUCGGGGACUUUGACCUCAAGUCGAAGGGCGUGAUUGCUGAGCCCGAGACCAAGCGCAUCACGCUACAGCACGCCCACGACUCCUUCCUGGCCCUGACCACAGAUGGCAUCAACUUCAUCAUGAAUAGCCAGGAGAUCUGCGACAUCAUCAGCCAGUGCAGUGACCCCAAGGAGGCCACGCAGGUCAUCUCAGAGCAGGCACUGCAAUAUGGCACAGAGGACAACAGCACCAUCAUUAUUGUGCCGUUCGGCGCCUGGGGGAAGCACAAGGCAUCCAGUACCAGUUACUCCUUCAGCAGGAGCUUCGUGUCCAGCGGCCGCUGGGCCUGAGGUUGGAACUGGGCUGCUGGAUGGAACUGGGGUGCAACAAUGUUUUUGAGUGGAGCACACCCUGGGGGGCAUUAGAAGAAAGCACAUUGGGGUACAACUUGGGGAACACUAAUCGGAACACGCAGGAAAGCAUUCACAUCUCAGUGGGCCGUACUGUGUGUGUAUGAGCUGCUGCCUAUCCAAUAAUAAGAGGAACACAUAUUUUCAGAGUAGUUUUUUUUCAGUUCUUUUCGUGUGAGGAUGGGAGAAAUUUCUUUUGCACAUCCAGUGUUUCUGGGAGCCUAGAAGAUGUGUGCUACCCCAACAAUGGCCAACAAAAUCUGUAUAGAGCAGAUAGAGUUUAUAUUUUUUGGUUGAUUCCCUUGUACUGAGACUUAUAUCUCAGUCACAAGAAGAACUGAAUAUUACACUUUACCAUGAAGUGUUUUGCUGUAACCUUUGUGGCUUUCUAUGUAGACCUUGGAAGAAUUUGAGUAUCAAAAGAAAUCAGAUGGGGACGCUGGAGCAUAGAAUAUGAAUUCUGUUUUAAUUUACUGACUGUGGUUCAAAAGUAACUUUUUGUUUUUCUUUGGGUUCGUAUUUAAAUUCUUCUGAGCAAGUAUUGGGGUUACAAUAACUGAAAAAACACAGUUGCAGUGGUCCGCAGCUUAUCCCGGAAAGAAUAGGGCGCAAGGCGGAGCGCACCGUGGACAGGACUCCAGUGCAUCACAGGACGGUCUCACACUUACAGUAAGUGAUAAGUGCAAUUUAGGCUCACCAGUUCACUUGAAAUAUAUAUCAAGCAAACAUGCAAACUCUGCACAGAAUAGGACAGAUUUGAAAGCACAUCUUUACCCCCAGCCCAGGAGCUGUGAGGUAAUAGCGGUAUUGGCCACACCAUUUUUUCUACCCAUUUUGUUAUAAUUAAAGUUAAAAUAGAUACAUUCCAGGAGGUUCUUCUGUACAUGAGUUUUACUGAUGUUUAAAUUAUUUUGCUUGUUGCCUAUAAACAUAAUGAAAUAUUUUUGUAUGUUUCUCAGCUUCUUUAGAGAAUGCUUAAGUGUUCAGUCUCAGAGCUAUAUAUGUCUCCUAGCUGUUAUACAGUAGCAUUACAAGUUGGUUUGGCUGUUUCAUAGUAUAAAUCGGUGGAAUUCUAUAUGUGAUCAUAUUGUACUAUAUAUAUAUAUCAAUGGAGGGCACGCACUUUUUUGCUUGUUUUUGAUUGUAUUUUGCACUUUUUGGUACUCUGGAGUUUGGCUCAUGCACAGGCUUUCCUGUUAUUCAGCAGUGAGUGUUUGUGUGUGUUUGCCAGCCAUAAUAAUGUAAUAUUAUUAAUUAGGAAAAUGGUGAGAAAUUGUGAGAAAUCUCAGCUUACUGUAUUUUUUGUGGAUAAAAGAAUGUUUUUAAAAUGUAAGAUUUUCAGCACUGGAUUAUAUUUCAAGGGUAAUUGUUAUAAUUGCGUUCACAUUUUUCAAAUAUCAAUUUCAGCGCAGUACUGCUCUCAAUGUGUAGGACUGGGGAGCUGGUGAAAGAUAUAAUGCCAAUAUUUAUUUAUUUAUUUAUUUAUUUAUUAAUUUUUUGUUUUGGAGUAAAUAGUUGAUUAAAUUCAUACUGACAAAGAAGAUGUUGAAGACUAUUGAAAAAUAUGAUCUCACUACUGCUCUGCUUGGGGGGCAUUUUACUGCCAACUAGUGGUUGGUGUGACAACACAAGCUGUUUUCAGUUUUCAAUUUCAGUUUAGUUUGGCUUAUUGGCAUAACAAAUUUUGUAGUCUUGUAUUGCCAAAGCAUGGCUGAAAAGUUUUAUAAACAGUGUUUUGUAAUGAGAAAUUAUACAGUAUAUAUAUAUACACAUAUGUUUGUGUAUAUAAUCUAUAUACAUAUGUAUAUAUAAAUUACAGUUGAGCACUAAAUAAUCAGAUGUCUAACAAACUAAUACCUAAUAACUAUAACAAUAAAAUCUGUAAUACACACACACACACACUUUCAGAACCGCUUGUCCCAUACGGGGUGACGGGGAACCGGA